CAUUAAACGCGAAAUAGAGCGCGCAGAGCAGAGAGGAAAACUUUCGGUUUUUUGGCUCUUCCUUUUCCCACCACGCACGAACACGCCUCUACCAAGAUCCCAUCUUCAAGUUCAACUCCACCAGAGAAAUCUUCUUCCGUUCUUCGGCUCUUCUUGUCGAUUUAUUGACGACGAAAGCUGCCAGCCUUCGGCGACCGCGAAGAUGUGGUUAGUGACGACUUCCGGCGACGAUUGACGAGUGCCGACGACAUCGAUUGGUAUCUCUGAGUAUUCCCACGACGAAGGCGAUCAUUUUGGAUUUUGAAGUGAAAAUUUCAUGCAUUUAUGCUGUUUCAGUCUGUAAUUUUCAUCCUGGUCUAUUCCAGCGGUUUAUGAUACAUCCGACCGCACUUUAUCAGCAUUUUUCUCGAGGCAGCCAAAUACGACGCCAAUUUGAAGAGGAAGAAGAAGGAAUUUCAAAACUUCAAACCCCUUUCAACCUCAUAAAUUAUUCAAAAAAAAAUUGUAAACUGAUUUUCUCGAGAAAAUUCUAUUUAUUUUCUCGAGAAUUCUUGAAUUAAAAUGAAAUUAACGCCAUGCUUUUUCAGUUUCUUGUUGGUCUUAUUGAUCUCGGUGCAAUUUGGGGCUUCGUUUGGAACUCAGUCGGCUGACCAGGCUUACGUGACGCUACUGUACGGCGAUGAGUUUCUGUUGGGGGUUAGGGUUUUGGGCAAAUCAAUACGAAGCACUGGAUCGACUAAGCACAUGGUUGUUUUGGUAUCUGAUGGCGUCUCCGAUUACGCUAAGAAGCUUCUCCAGGCAGAUGGGUGGAAGGUGGAGGAGAUAAGCUUAUUAUCGAAUCCAAAUCAAGUGCGUCCGAAAAGGUUUUGGGGUGUCUAUACCAAGCUUAAGAUUUUCAAUAUGACUAACUAUAAAAAAGUUGUAUAUCUUGAUGCUGAUACUGUUGUGGUCAAGAACAUUGAGGAUCUUUUCAGAUGUGGAAAAUUCUGUGCUAACCUGAAGCAUUCUGAGAGGCUAAAUUCAGGAGUCAUGGUUGUUGAACCAUCAGAAACAGUUUUCAAUGAUAUGAUGAGCAAAGUGAACACGUUGCAUUCAUACACUGGAGGUGAUCAGGGAUUUCUAAAUUCAUAUUACCCUGAUUUUCCCAAUGCACAUGUUUUUGAGCCAAAUUUAUCUCCUGAGGUGUUGAAAUCUAAACCUGUUCCUGAUAUGGAGCGACUCUCUACUCUAUACAAUGCAGAUGUUGGUCUUUACAUGCUUGCAAAUAAGUGGAUGGUAAAUGAGACCGAACUCCGUGUUAUUCACUAUACACUUGGUCCACUUAAACCUUGGGACUGGUGGACAUCUUGGCUUUUAAAACCCGUUGAUGUCUGGCAGGACAUUAGAGUAAGGCUUGAGGAAACUCUUCCUGGAACUGGAGGGGGCAGAAAUCCAAAUGAUGAUGUUUUGGUCAAAGUCCUUUUCUUGUUGCCGCUUUGUGCUCUACUUUUCUGUUAUUACCGUACUAUCCUUCAGAUACAGGAACACUUUGGUUCACUUUGUAGAAGUUCACUAUGUGAUCAGAUUAGACUCCUUUACUUCAAAAUCAGAUCUCGUGGAGCAUUGGCUUAUACUGGUGUGCCGUCGUCAUCUACCACUAAUUCCAACCACCAUUUUUCAAAUGGGGGACAGUUGAAGGUGCCUGCCUAUCUGGGUGGAAUUUCAAUCUUAGUGUGCUUUGUGAUUGCUCUGGCUUCCCUUGGCCUGUCUUUUGCAAUUGUACCACGGCAAGUCAUGCCAUGGACUGGUUUGCUCUUGGUGUACGAGUGGACUUUCACACUUUUCAUUCUUCUAUUUGGAGGUUUUCUCAAUUUGAUUUAUCAAUGGGGAAGGACAGUGGCAUUCCAAGCAGGAUCCUUCUCUUCUCAUAGAGACUCUGUUGAUUAUGACUCUGGAAAAGGUCAUCAGAGACAGGCAUCAACUUGUGAUUUUGUUACAUGUUAUUAUGGAUUGGGGAUGGCAUUUUUGGCUGUAGCUACCCCUUCUUUACCAUGUUUAUUUGGAAUCACAGCUCUAUUUUUGAGGUUAGGAUUGAUGGUUGCAGGAGGCAUAGUUUUGGCAUCUUUCAUGACUUACGCUUCAGAGCACCUUGCAAUUCGUUCAUUUUUGAGAGGCCUUGAAGACCGGGACUCCAUACGAACUAGGAGUGCAUGUUUCUUGUGCUGACAAUAGGCUUCAAAGUGAUUAUGUAAGUUACAUGUUAUGUUUGUAUUUUUCCCUGUAAUUUAUAAACAUGUAAUGUGCUAUCAUUUAUCUGUAAAAAUUUUGCAGAAUCAUUUCUCAGAUUAAAUUUCCUUCUUUCUUUAUAAUAUUCUACAAAAAAUCUAUAUUUUCUUUGAUAA
Molecule: messenger RNA, 2381 nt
Organism: Mangifera indica (mango)
Lineage: Eukaryota; Viridiplantae; Streptophyta; Magnoliopsida; Sapindales; Anacardiaceae
Product: inositol phosphorylceramide glucuronosyltransferase 1
Exons: 12
Coding region: 562-2205 (547 amino acids)
Molecular function (GO): glycosyltransferase activity
Source: RefSeq, a predicted model, not a curated record